Molecule: messenger RNA, 2925 nt
Organism: Exophiala aquamarina CBS 119918
Lineage: Eukaryota; Fungi; Ascomycota; Eurotiomycetes; Chaetothyriales; Herpotrichiellaceae
Exons: 5
Coding region: 1-2925 (974 amino acids)
Biological process (GO): protein import into nucleus
Cellular component (GO): cytoplasm; nuclear membrane
Molecular function (GO): small GTPase binding
Source: RefSeq, a predicted model, not a curated record
AUGGCUACUCAAACUGCUACCGCUGAUGGCUUCGUGCCCAUUCUCAAGGCAUUGGCAACCAUGCAGAGCAAUGUUGCCGGCAAAGAGAAGGCCGAAGCCCACACUUUUCUUGAGAAAUUCCAGAAAUCUUCCGAAGCAUGGAAUGUUACUCAUGCCAUACUGCAGGACGCCAAGGCUCCCGUCGAAGCAAGGCUCUUCGCUGCUACCACUCUCAAAGGAAAAAUAACCUACGAUCUGCAUCAGCUCCCCCAGGAUGCUCUCACCCCACUGCGCGACUCCCUCCUCGCUUUACUCCAAACAUAUGUUUCAGGCCCGAGACCGAUCCGGACUCAGCUGGCGGUCUGUCUGGCAAGUCUGGCCAUUCAAUUACCGUCGUGGAAAGAUGUCGUCGGAACCGUGGGGUCCACUGUUGGUAGUAACUUCGAUGGCGGAGAUUGUCUACUCGACUUCCUGCGAAUCCUACCAGAAGAGGUCACUGAAGGCCGCAAAAUCAACGUCUCUGAAGAGGAACUCGCCGACAGAACAAAGGAACUGCUUGAAGACAACGCUUCUCAGGUUCUCCAACUCCUGAUUUCAUAUGCUCAAUCGUCCACUCGUGCCGCCCACAACCCUCAUCUGUACUCCUGUCUUGCUUCCUGGCUCCGGGAAAUCCCUGCACUUGAUGUCGUUAACUCCCCUUUGCUCAAAGAAAUCAUCUCCGCCUUGAAGGAUCAGGAUUCUUUUGAAGCCGCCGUGGACUGCAUGUGUACCAUGUUCCGAGACACACGAGAUGUCGAUGAAUCACUAAGUGUCAUUCAAAAGCUCUACCCAGAAAUCAUUCGCCUAAGGCCUUUGAUCCAAGAAGCCGCGACUACUGAAGACAAUGAUCUGAUGAAGGGUAUCACUAGACUAUUCACUGAAGCCGGUGAAGCUUGGAUUGUCCUCAUAGCCCGUCAGCCGGCACAGUUCCGAGAUCUUGCUGAAUGUGUCUUGGAAUGCUGUCUACGCGAUCAGGAUCGUGAAGCAAUAUCCAUCACUUUUAUCUUCUGGUACGAGCUGAAGCAAAUAUUGACCCUCGAGAAAUAUGCUCCAGCUCGAGCAUUAUUGGCCGAUAUCUAUUCUAGGUUAGUUGACAUCAUGAUCAAGCAUCUGGAAUUCCCCACUCCUCAGAACGGUAACGAGAAAGAUCUUUUUGAUGGUGAUCGUGAGCAAGAGGACAAAUUCCGCUCUUUCAGGCACAAUAUGGGAGAUGUUUUGAAGGAUGCUUGCGAAGUUGUUGGCGUCUCAGAAUGCUUGUCCAAAGCCUUCAUCCUUAUUCAAAAAUGGGGACAGUUAUAUGGCUCUCAGGUUGCAGGAACCCAAGUUCCACACUGGCAAGAACUUGAAGCUCCACUCUUCAGUCUGAGAGCUAUGGGUCGCAUGGUCAGUCCAGAAGAAGGCACAAUCUUACCCCAAGUUAUCCCUCUUCUCACCACCGUUCCCGACCAUGAGAAGCUGAAGUUUCAAGCAAUCAUGGCUUUGGCUCGAUACACCGAAUGGACUGCUCAACAUCCGGAAACCCUAGAGGCACAACUCAACUACGUCAUAUCUGGUUUCAGCCACAAUUCCCUGGAAGUUAUACAGGCCUCGGCAUUGGCAUUCAGAUUCUUAGGCACCGAUUGUGCCAAACUUCUGGGAGACCAUAUUCCUCAAUUGCACCAUAUUUAUGAAUCAGUCAUCGACAAGCUCAAGCCGUCCAGCCAGGAAGAGGUCACUGAGGGAGUUGCGGCAGUCGUUGCAGUUCAACCCGUGGACAAGACAUAUGCGACUUUGAAAGUAUUCUGUGACCCUCUUAUGGCCAGAAUUAUGAACUUGGCUCAACAAGCCAAGGAUGAAGACUCUGAGAAGGUUGUGGCUGAUUACCUAGGCCUUCUCACCAUCUUCUUCGACUUCGUUCAGCCUUAUGUCUCUCCCACUGAGGAAAACCCGGCCGUCACAUACUGCCAGGAGAUACUGCCAGCUCUAGCUCAUAUUGCGAAAAACUUCACCCGCUCAAUCCCGAUAUUGGAGCGCAUAUGCAAGUGCUGGCGGACCAUGGUUAUCUCUUAUCGAACAGCUACUGCUCCUCUAUUGCCGACUCUUGCGACGAGCAUCGCUGAAGGAUUUGAGGCCUCCCGACAAGGAGGUUUUCUGUGGGCCACAGAUGCAGUUAUUCGAGAAUUUUCCUAUGGUGCUGAAUACGUGGAUGAUGCAACCAGCGAGAAUGUAUUCCGGUUCUUCGCACAACAAGCAACUGUCUUCUUCCGUAUCCUUACGGACCUGCAACCAAUUGAGCUGCCCGAUGUCAUUGAGGACUUCUUCAGGCUGGCAUCCGAUGCCGUGAGAUUUUAUCCAGCUAGAACGAUCAUGUCAAAUUUUGCCGAACCCAUGGUCCAGGCUUCCUUGACAGCUCUCACAUUACAGUCCUUGGAACCUAUCCAGGCUGCUUUACACUUCUUGAGAGACUUUUUGGAUUUUGGAUUUGAUAACCCACCAGUGUCCAAUUUUGCGGGUCCAAAUGGCGAACCGACACAGACCAACCCGCCUGAAGUCCGGGCUGCAGUCAGGCAGGUUCUCAAUAGUACCGGUCAACAACUAGUACACAGAGUCCUUACUGGAAUGAUGUUCAGCUUUCCCGAAGAUGUUUUUGCCGACUCUUCUGGUGUGCUGCUUUCCCUCUUCAAUUUGGUUCCUCAAGCCGCAGCACAAUGGGUUCAAGGAACACUUCAGUUACUGCCUGCAGGAACGUUAAAGCCAGCAGAAGCAAGCAAACUCAUGAAAGGUAUCAGUGAUAAGUUGCAGCAAAAUGAGGCACGGAAAGUACGUGUGCUGUUGCAGGAUUUCACGAAUUCGUAUAGGAGAAGAAAUGUUGCACCGCGGGAAGGCUUGGGCCGUUUAGAAGCGACAAGAUUCAGAUUUAGUGGCUAA